AACUCGGCUUUAGGACAGGUUGCUGCUACUCCGCAAGACACCGAUCACGCGACAACCAGGGCGGCGUGUGCGCAUGCGCCUGGGGCAGGACGCAACUCCGCCCCGCAGCCUGUGUGGAAUUCAGUGUAGACCUGCAGUGUAGGCAACAUGAGACUGGAAGCGAUCCGCUACUCUCCGGGCUCGCUGCAGAUCCUUGACCAGCUGCAGCUGCCGGAGCACUGCCACUACGAGGCGCUGAGCUCCGUGCAGCAGGCCAGGGAAGCCAUCCGCGCCAUGAAGGUGCGCGGCGCCCCCGCCAUCGCGCUGGUCGGCUGCCUCAGCCUGGCCGUGGAGCUGCGGGCCGGCGCCGGCGGUCCCGGGCUCGCUGCUCUGGUGGCCUUCGUGCGAGACCAGCUGAGCCUCCUAGUCGCCGCCCGGCCCACCGCUGUCAACAUGGCCCGCGCCGCCCGCGAUCUGGCUCACGUGGCGGCCCGGGAGGCGGAACGAGAGGGUGCCACGGAAGAGACCGUGCGGGAAAGAGUGAUCCGCUUCGCUGAGGAUAUGUUGGAGAAGGACCUCAAAGACAACCGGAGCAUCGGGGACUUGGGAGCCCGCCAUCUCCUAGAGCGGACCAAGCCUAGGGGUGGCAAGGUGACCGUGCUGACACACUGUAACACGGGUGCCCUGGCCACUGCCGGCUAUGGUACUGCGUUAGGUGUGAUCCGCUCACUGCACGAGAUGGGCAGAUUGGAGCAUACCUUCUGCACAGAGACCCGGCCCUACAACCAGGGAGCCCGGCUGACAGCCUUUGAGCUGGUGUUCGAGCAGAUCCCGGCGACUCUCAUCACUGACAGCAUGGCGGCUGCUGCCAUGGUACAUCAGGGUGUGUCAGCCGUGGUGGUGGGAGCAGACUGUGUCGUUGCCAAUGGAGACACAGCCAACAAAAUAGGCACCUACCAGCUGGCCAUUGUCGCCAAGCACCACGGUGUCCCCUUCUAUGUGGCUGCCCCCAGUUCAUCCUGUGACCUCCACCUGGAGACUGGAAAGGAGAUUGUCAUAGAGGAACGCCCCAGCCAGGAGCUGACUGACCUGAAUGGAGUCAGGAUUGCUGCACAGGGAAUCCAGGUGUGGAAUCCUGCCUUUGAUGUCACCCCCCACGAACUCAUCACUGGUGGCAUCAUCACUGAGCUGGGUGUCUUUGCCCCUGAGGAGCUCCAAGCAGCCCUAAGUGCCUCCGUCUCCUCAGAGAGACAGACCCUAGAUAGUCCCCAGGUGUGACUGGCUGGCCCUCCCUGCCCCGCCCUGACUUCCUCUGGUUUUAUAAUAAAGUUCUCAAAUGGC
Molecule: messenger RNA, 1320 nt
Organism: Apodemus sylvaticus (European woodmouse)
Lineage: Eukaryota; Metazoa; Chordata; Mammalia; Rodentia; Muridae
Gene: Mri1
Product: methylthioribose-1-phosphate isomerase 1
Exons: 5
Coding region: 148-1257 (369 amino acids)
Molecular function (GO): S-methyl-5-thioribose-1-phosphate isomerase activity
Source: RefSeq, a predicted model, not a curated record